AUCUUCCCUCUGUCUCAGUAGUCGCUGAAGAGCAAAUGCCAGACAUUGCUCCUAACACACUUGCGCGGGAAACAAAGGGGGCUUUGGAGUCGGGACUCACGCUCCAUCCAUACACACCAAGCCAUGUGAGAGAGCGAGCGGGCGAUCUCUUGCCUCGGUCAUUUUGAGAGGGAAACCAAACCUAUCCAUUGACGGGUUGAGCGCCGCUCCCCGUAAAACAACCUACAAAAACAACAAGGUCUACAACUGCAGUUCUGAAGAUUCGUUGUGUAAUUUAUGCAAAACAGUAGAUAGUGUCAGUCUACAAGUCAUACCAAUUGUCAUUACGUCUGCGUUAGUGGUUUCAUUCUAAGACAAAAGUAGAAGAAACACUUCUCGACUAAGGAACGGGACAGCGUAUUGAGAUGUCUGAGGCUUUGACACAGCAAGAACGACUUCAGGCAAUAGCUGAAAAGAGGAAGAGGCAGGCCGAGAUCGAGAACAAAAGGAGACAGCUGGAAGAUGAACGCAGGCAACUCCAGCACCUGAAGUCCAAGGCACUGAGAGAGCGAUGGCUUUUGGAUGGAGCGCCCUCCAGUGGAGAGAAUGAAGUUCAGAAACAGCUGCAGGAAGAUGAGGCCAAGACCAAACGACUGGAGGAAUCCAUUCUCAGGCUGGAGGAGGAGAUAGAGGAGUUGGAGACUAGUGUUCCUGCUAAGUCUACUGGAGACAAACAGGACAAUGCAUCCGAUGGCCCUGGAAAAAUGGAGAAUGGUCUCCACAAGCCCAGCCCCAAUACCGAGCAGGCCAGCAAGAAACAGAUAACAGGCAUCGAAGCCAAGCUGCAGUGCACCAACCCGGACACGGCCAUUGAGAACGCCAGCACAGAGCACCCAGUCACCAUGGUGUUCAUGGGCUACAAGAACGUGGAAAGCGAGGAUGACACUAAGAAAGCCCUGGGCAUGGACGACGCAGUAAAAGCGGAGUUUGUGGUCAUCGAAGAUGGAGAAAGUAAAGGGCCAGGUGAGGGAGCCAAAGAUGACCAGGCCCCCCCGAAUGGCACUGCGUCCAGCCCAGAGAAGAACCAGGAGGAAGGAAAAAAGGAGGAGGCCAAAGAGGAGGAGAAGAAGAAAGAGAAGCAGCCAUGCAAGUGUUGCACGGUCAUGUGAGCUUGAGUACGGACUCCCCUUAGCUGAACACAUGACCUGACAACAGAACGGUGCCAAGCAACUCAGAUGUAGGCCCUGCACAGCCAAAUCACCUGCGUCUAAUGAACUCGCACAGUGUUCAUUUGAGUCCAGAUCUGCAUCUGCUGAGAUAGAGUGGAGUCAAUCACUGUAUUCGCUGAGUUCAUUCAAUCCUGGUGCUUUUACUGUGUGUAUAUUACAGAAAACAAUCGUUGUCCAGUAUGUAUUUCUUUUUUUUAUUUCUAUUAAUAUUUUUCUAUAUUUCUGUGUUGACAUUUCUAUCUCUCUCUCUCUCUCUC
This is a messenger RNA of Electrophorus electricus (electric eel), 1465 nucleotides long. RefSeq names its product paralemmin 1b (gene palm1b). Gene Ontology annotation, biological process: regulation of cell shape. The record is from RefSeq and is a predicted model, not a curated record. Gene Ontology annotation, cellular component: membrane. NCBI's taxonomy places the organism in Eukaryota, Metazoa, Chordata, Actinopteri, Gymnotiformes, Gymnotidae.